Molecule: messenger RNA, 3027 nt
Organism: Zerene cesonia (dogface butterfly)
Lineage: Eukaryota; Metazoa; Arthropoda; Insecta; Lepidoptera; Pieridae
Exons: 10
Coding region: 103-2238 (711 amino acids)
Biological process (GO): proteolysis
Molecular function (GO): serine-type endopeptidase activity
Source: RefSeq, a predicted model, not a curated record
GAUCAGUACACAGUCAGCCGUCGCAGUGAGAGGACGCGUGUGAAGUGAUAGUGCCAGGAGCAAGGACACAUAGAUUUUAUUAACAGCGAAUAAAAUGAGAACAUGGAUUAUAAAGUCCUUAAAUCCACUUUGCUUCUCAUCUGCAUAACACAAACAACGGGACAGUUCUUUGAUUUCUUCUCAGCGUUGCAGCCGGUGAUCCAGCACCCAGCUCAAUCCAGAUACCAAUAUGACGUCACGACAAAACGCAUCAGAACACAAACACAGACACAGACACCCAAACGCAACCACGCCAUCUCAUUCAACACAGAUGAAGCAGAGAGGGACAAAACGAGGCGUUUGAAAGCGCAAGCCGACACACGAACUAGUCAUAGAAAUAACAACUAUAGCUCAGAUAGACCUAAGACUACAUUAAGACCCGCACAAAACACCAGAACCACGCAAAAACCUAGACGAAAGAGCACAGUGAAAUCUAGUCAUGACGCUAUUUAUUUUAACAAUGACAGGAAUACAAUUAAUAAUAAAUACACGGACUUCACGACCCAUAACCCGUUUUUAAACGGCGUUCGACCAGCUGUGGCUAAUGGACCACCAAUAACAAAUAAACCGCCCACACACGCGCCUCAGUUUUUCGAAGAUGCAAGCCCGGAGUUGAUUAUUGGACCUGACGAAGAUUAUAUGAGUGAGAUCGAGAAAUUGAGAUAUAUAGAAGUGGCUGAACGAAUGUGCGAUAAGUACAAAGCAUUGGAUGUGAAGCAGUUACAAGCUAUACCAUUGGUGCCAUCACCACGGCCUGUAAGAGUGAACGUGUCAUCCUGUGUUCCUUCGGAGGUGCCGCUGGUAGUUGGCGGGAAAGUGGUCAGCGUUCGCGAGUUUCCCCACAUGGCUCUCCUGGGAUGGCCUAAGAGUGUGUCUGGUGGAUAUGCAUGGAAAUGUGGUGGCAGUCUGCUGAGCGACAGAUACGUUCUGACAGCGGCGCACUGUGCCUACCAGGAUAAGGACAACUCUGUUGUUACAGGUCCACCCCGAGCUGUACAAUUAGGGUCCUCCUAUUUAAAUGACCCUGGGGCCUUAGUCAUUAAAGUGGCAUCUGUGACUAGGCACCCUAAGUAUAAGCUGCCUAAAUCCUACUUCGAUUUAGCCUUAGUCAAGCUGGAGAAGGCUGUGUCUUUCUCCGAAGUAAUAAGACCGGCUUGUCUGGGCAGACCGCCAUCACCAGGCAAACCCAUAAUUGCUACAGGCUGGGGUAGAACUGAAUUCCGUGGCGACCAGUCACUGGAACUCCGCAGUGUAUCAAUACCAGUAUGGGAAAUAUCACAGUGUAGACAGGUUUUGGGCACAUCACGCAAACUGCCGGAAGGACCUCUCAGUGACAGUCAGAUUUGUGCAGGCGAGGUGCAGGGGGGCAAGGACACUUGCCAAGGUGACUCAGGAGGUCCAGCUCAAAUUCAAGAUGGCUGCAUAUGGCGUGUAGUGGCUGUGACGUCACUGGGCAGAGCGUGCGGUGCACCAAACACACCGGCUCUGUAUGCAAAAGUACACCCUGUGUUCGUAGCUUCCAUAGUUUUCAACGGAGAAACAAUCAAACGGGAGUCGAGCACAAACCAGAAUCAGAAUCACAACCAAGAUUCUGGAAUUUAUAAUCGACGUGAAACAACAACAGCAAGAUAUAAUAACAAUCAACAGAAUUAUAAUUUCGGUAGUGGAAAUAAUUAUAAUCAACAUGAUUAUAGCAAUCAGAAUCGCGGACAAAGUGUUUCUACAACUACAAUAAGUAAUUAUGGCAGCAAUUAUAAUAACCGAAAUAAAGCUGGCAGCAAUAGAAGUAGCGGUAACGGUAGUAAUAAUAAUCGUCAGAACAAUAAUUAUGGCAGCACCGAUAACGGUCAGAGCCAUAAUCACUAUGAUUCUGGGUAUUAUAACGGGGAAAACGAUGGUAAAAAGAAUUAUGAGACCAGUAAUAGUAAUACUGGAAAUUAUAAUACGCAAAAACAAGACACGAUUAGCUAUAAACCCGAUUAUAAUCAUUAUAAUACUGAUAGCAAUAAAAGGCAGCAAGGAUAUCCCAACGAUUACAAUCAAGAAUAUUAUAGCAACGGUUAUUAUAAUCAGAAUAAUCAGAAUCAGAAUCAGAAUAAUUAUAAUCGUUAUACUACUGAGGGUUAUAAUAAUUAUGAAAGUAGACCUUAUGAUGGUGAUACUAGACAGGUAGAUGAUGGCAGAAUUUGGUGGACGUAAGCUUCUGAAGCUAGGUUCUAGACCAGACUAAUUAAUACCCAGUAGGCAUUUGAGGUUGAGCAUAUACCUAUAGCUACUUAGCUGUAGGAUUUGAAAAACAGCGUGUAGCAUUGACUAACUAAAAACCCCACUCUCAUUAGAGACGGCCGUCAAAAAAUGUCCGAGCGGCGUCGUAUGAAACAUUCGUUAAAAUUUACACCUUAUUGCGACGCGGUAAUGUUCAAAGUCUAUUGUAUUGCACAUUCAAAAAUUCUUAUGCAUAUGUAGACAGAGAUUUGCGGCAGACAAUUCUUGUGCGUCUGUUUGUUUAACGAAUAUUGAACGUCAAAAGUUUUCAUUGAAAAUUUAAAUCAGUACGACUCUAUCAUCGUUCACAAUUUAUUCUGGCGGUUAUUUCAAUUAUAUUGUAAAUAAAUAAAUUACAUAUAUCUAUGUACUGAAAGUGUGUAAUGUGUAAAUGUAUAAGUCGAUAUACGACGAAAAGAAAUCAUAUAAGUAUGUAAUACGAAAAUAGACUCACUUUAAGACAUCUUGAAUAUUAAUAAUAAAAAAAUUAUCAGUUUCACAAUUGCUGCUUAUGCUCUGUUUAGCAUAACUGUCAGAAUAAAAUAUGAUAAAAUAUGUAUGAAUGUGUGUGUGAGAAAUGCGAAUGUGUUGGGUAGGCUAUCAGUGGCAUUAUCAGCAAGUUUGAAACUGGAUCUGUGUCCUGUCAAUAUUGAUAUUUUUAAGUAACUGUACUUAAUUUAUACUUUUAUGUGAACUUGUAAAUAAAAAUUAAUUUCUUUUUAA